Molecule: messenger RNA, 1323 nt
Organism: Penicillium brevicompactum
Lineage: Eukaryota; Fungi; Ascomycota; Eurotiomycetes; Eurotiales; Aspergillaceae
Exons: 3
Coding region: 1-1323 (440 amino acids)
Source: RefSeq, a predicted model, not a curated record
AUGGAACCGAAACAUCAACCGCCACCCGGCUUGGAUAGCUUACCAGCGGAGAUAUUUAAUUCAGUGGCCGAGUCCCUCUCACGUGCUGACCUCCGCGCACUAUGUCUCGUGAAUAAAAUUGUUCGCACAUUCACUGGGCCACUCCUCUACUCGAAGAUCGUAUGGAUCUGGGAAGACUCUAAAUCUGCUCCCCCAAUCACCCAACUUUUGCGGACACUGGUUUGCAGACCUCAGUUGUCUAGCUAUAUUACAAGUCUCCACCUCGGAGGCCAUGUCGGGUCUCUGGGUGCGAGCCACUACGGAGAUUCCAGGGUCCCUAAUUUCAGCAUCGAUAUGGAUAGACUAAUUGCAUUUAUCCAGGGAACCAGAGUCCGCUUCAGUGACGUGUGGAUAAAAGGAGUGUCCCAAGUGAGUUUAUUGGCAUGUUAUUGCGUUCAGCAAUUUAUGAGCCUGCAGAUCAUCUUGCUACCGGAUUUUCGGCAUCUUCAAAAGGUUUACUUUCGCCCCACGCUUAACGGCCACUAUAGGAACGACAAAAGUGUCAAAAAUACAGAAGAUGUUUUGCCGUUCUCUUAUUUGCCAACCGUUGAAAAAAUGAAAGUUGCCAUUCAAACUCCGGUUCAUUUCACCGAAAAUGCAGCACGCCCACCCGUUCCGUCGAGGCUGAAAGCACUUGAUUUGACUGCAAUCCGGGAGUUAUAUCUAUGCAAAGUGCUUUCAAUCAGCAAAAGUGUUACAAAUCUUCGCUGGGAAAUGUACUACGACUCUGGGAUUGAGGAUGAGGUUAAUCCCCCCAUCGUCGAUCUUGAUUCUCUUGGUGCUGCGAUAUCUCAUGUUCGGGAUACUUUGGAGGAUUUGACCUUGAUCGGUUCUGUUGACCUUGGAGGGGGCGAUCAAUUUGAUCCCGCUGUUCAGAUCAAGGGAUCGCUUCAUGCUUUGGUCUCUAUGCAUAAGCUCUCGAGACUUCAAAUCCCAUUAGCAUUUCUGGUAGGAUUUACCGAAGACAUAACGAAGCGAGUCCAGGAAAUGAUCCCAAAGAACGUCGAAUUUGUCACCCUCACGUACGACAUGAGAAAUCAGAAUCUAGAUUCAAUCAGCGCACCCCAUUUGCCUGUGUGGGACUGGACGGACCAUGCCGUCUUCGGCCUCAUUCACUCAUGGAUUCAAGAUUGGAAGACGUGCACUCCAAACCUUCGGGGCAUUACUUUAGGGCUCUGGGAAUUGGAUCCUGGUGAAUGGUGUACUGACAUGAGGGACCAGCUCAGGGAUUUAUGUGCUCAAGCUGGUGUUGACCUUGCGAUAUAUGAGGAAACUGAAAUUUAA